Molecule: messenger RNA, 959 nt
Organism: Chara braunii
Lineage: Eukaryota; Viridiplantae; Streptophyta; Charophyceae; Charales; Characeae
Source: the annotation of a GenBank genome assembly
GCAGAUGAGGCGAUAGAGAUUGGAGAGUUGGGAUUUUCUGCUGCCAGAAGGACCAUCGAACGGGUGGACAGAAGGAUAAAGCAAGAAGCCACCACGUACUUUCAGAGGUAUACUCUGCUCAGUGAUGAGCUGGCAUUGCCUGGCAAUCAGGAAGGGAGAGGUGGAACAACUGACUGCCCAGCUCGCAGAAGAAAAGACUGAGAAUAAGGCUUGGAGAAUUCGCCUGGAAGCGAAAGAAGCUGAGUGGGAGAAAAAACUCAAGGAGAUGUCAGCUGCGGUGGAAAGACCUUCGGCCACCAAGGUGGUCGAUUGGACUGAACAGAGCAGGUAUGACAUUCAGGGCGAAGGGAUGCAGGGACUGUUUGGCCAGGGGGAGGCAGCAGGGACAUCACAACAAGAGAAAUUAGGGAAGGUGUUUCUGGACCCGACAGAGGUAGACGCGAGGAGAGAGGCUAACAAAGGAAGCUUUGAGUUCAAGGCUCCCACUGAGUUAGCCUCGCAGCAAGAGGCCCCUAUUUCAGCAAGCGCCCCUAUGGAGACGCCAUCUCAGGAGCCCCAGCCUGCAUCGACAAAGGAAGAAGCGGCAGAAGAGUCGCUAGCGAUCCUUUUGGAAGCACAGGAAGAGACCCCUAUUGGAACAGUGGUAACCCCUCAGCCUGAGGCACAAGGGAAAGAGUCAUCUCGCCUAGACGAGUUGGUAGCCGCCAUGGAAGUAGAUAUGCCACCCGAGAGGCCUCAGAGGCUGGAGACCCCGGAGUACGUGCCAGAAAUGAGGGAGUUGAGGAUACAGUUGGGCUCCUGGGUCACUGGGACCGAGGACAGGUCACUGAGCGACAGCAGCAGGAGGCCAUGAGCCAGCCUGCAAGGGCAGCUACCCCCCAGACUUCGGAGCCUCGCGAGAGUGAGGAGGUGGCUGUAACAGAAAGAACCCACAGGCCACUGAGAUUGGAUACCCCCGA